Messenger RNA from Camelina sativa (false flax), 748 nucleotides. Its product is annotated as glycine-rich protein. The record is from RefSeq and is a predicted model, not a curated record. Lineage: Eukaryota; Viridiplantae; Streptophyta; Magnoliopsida; Brassicales; Brassicaceae.
UUCAACGUACAUGAGACUCUUACGGUUACAAAAUAUACAUUUUUUGUUUCUUGAAAAAGUUUAGAUUAAAGAGGAAGAGAAACAUGAAUAUACUACUUGCAAAGCCAAAAGCAAAGUUUCAGAUUUUAUCUUAAAAUUUCGAGAUCGAAAACAUAAAUGAGUUUAUUUUAUUGUACACGCUGACACAAAGAUAUCUAUCUAAAGAAAACCUUGUGAAUGAGAAGCCUUUGGCUACGACAGAGGUUAGGGGACUGUUGGAAUUAUAGGUGGGGACUUGACAAUGACCAGCUUUGGAGUAUCCCCUAGAGGCUUGACAGUGAUCGGCGUUAGACUUUUCGGAGGCUUGAAGAAGCCUGGAGGCCGAGGCUUGAAGAAGCUUGGAGGAGGAGGAGGAGGUGGGGCUACGUCAGGUGGAGGAUCGAAGUCUGGAGUUGGUGGUCGUGGUCUUCUAACUGGGACUGGUUUUGGAGUAGCCGGGAUCGGCUUGGGUAGGAAGACUUUCGGUGAGGGCUUGAAGGGGAAGACUUUUUGUGAGGACUUGAAGUUAAAAUAUUUCGGGAAAGGCUUAAAGAAACCGAUCCGUUGAUGUGGAUUUAGUUUCCUAGGAACAGAAGCGUAGGAGACUGCAAAGAAACCGACUAGUAGAGAGAUGAUUACAAAGGAGAGGCUUCGUUUUGUCUCAAGUCCCAUGUUUAAUGAGGUUUUUUUUUUUAUCUUUACCUCGACAGGUAUUGUUUUAUGGUUUAGU